UCUUUCUCCUUUUGCUGUUUCAGGGUGCGUUCACACUUGUCAUGUUUGGUUCGAUUAAAACGAACUCCGGUGAGAUUCUGUUAGUGCGGUUCAUUUGAAAAUGUGUGAACGCUGCCAUCCGAAUCUUGGUGCGCACCAAACAAGCGGACCGAGACCGCUGAAAAGAUGGGUCUUGGAACGCUUCCAAACGAACUCUGGUGAAGUCUCAAAUGAUAUAUGAACACAACAUGGACCAAAGACAUGUAAAUGAACCAAAAACAGGAAGAUGAGACCCUAAAAAGGACAGAAUACUCACGCAUAUCGGUUUUUCUCGCCAUAGUUGUGAGUUUGCCCAUCACAGGCAUCAGACGGCGUCUCCACACAGCAGAUCAUUUGUGUGUGUGACGGAGGGAUUCCCGCCGCUAUUUUGACUCCUUUACACAUUUUAUAAGCUCUUCACAUCCCUGGCUGGCCAAAAUACCAUCAUAUGCAGGCUACGAACACACAACGAGCACAGCAUUGUUUUGGAUGUUCAGAAAGUUCUGUCUCAAAAUAGGCAAUACGUUAUAAAAUCCGACCAAUCAGUCCGGACCAAACAAACCGAACUACAAGUGUGACCGAACUUCUCUGUUAGUGGAACUGUAGCUACAGUUGAACUGUCACUUCCGCACAAAACAACUUAUUAAACAGCUCUAUUGACUGAGGUCCCGUGAUGGUCUACUCUGGUCUAUAUCUACUGACUCGAAAUCUGCACACUCUACAGGACAAACACACAGAAAAACUCCUGGUGAAGAUCCACGUGACACUAUUAUAAAGAUGAAGUUUAUUAAAGAGGAGAGCGUAGACAUGAAGAUUGAAGAAGCAUUCAGUGUGAAACAUGGUAAUACUGAGGAACAAACAAAGAUGGUGUUUAUUAAAGAGGAGAGUAAUGAGAUGAGGAUUAAAGAAACUUUCAGUAUGAAACAAGAUGAUAAUGAGGAACAAACAGACCCGAUGGCACUCAAAGAAAAGAAUCAAGAACUGAAUGAAAAAGAAGAGAAAGAUCAAUAUAAGAGACAUGAUUUCAUGGAUGUAGAAAAAUCUAUACAGACUGAAACAACUCCACUAAAUAAAGUUCAGAAGACUGAAUCUAACAGUGACUUCACCUGCCCGCAUUGUGGAAAGAAAAUCACUACGAAACAUAACCUUAAAAGGCACAUAAAAAUUCACACUGGAGAGAAGCCUUUCACAUGUCAACAGUGUGGAAAGAGUUUCAUUCAGAAAACAAGCCUUGAUUUUCACAUGAUGAGUCACACUGGAGAGAAGCUGUUCACAUGUGAUUAUUGUGGAAAGAGAUUUGCACGUAAACUAAACCUUACAUGCCACGAAAAGACAAAACACUCAGACCUGAUGGCACUGGAAAAACAGAAUCAACAACUGAAAGAAAAAGAAGAGAAAGAUCGAUAUGAAAAAUCUGUGCAGACUGAAACAACUUCAUCACGAAAAAGAGUUCAGAAGACUGAAUCUAACAGUGUCUUCACCUGCUCUCAGUGUGGAAAGACUUGCAAUCAUAAACAAAACCUUAAAGUGCACAUGAGAACUCACACUGGAGAGAGGCCUUACACAUGCCAACAGUGUGGAAAGAGCUUUACUGAAAAAGGAAACCUUAAUUCCCACAUGAGAAUUCACACUGGAGAGAAACCAUUUAAAUGUGAUCAGUGUGGGAAGAGUUUCAGACAAAAAAUUCAAGUUGAUUCCCACAUGAGAGUUCACACUGGAGAGAAGCCGUUCAAAUGUGACCAGUGUGGGAAGAGUUUUAAACAAAAAAUGCAACUUUAUUCCCACAUGAAGAAAGAACACUCGGGAGAGAACGAUUUAAGUUGUAACAUAAGCCUCAACACUUUUAUAAAAAGUUGCACUGCAGAGAAGCAGUUCACCUGCAAACAGUGUGGGAAGACUUGCAAUCAUAAACAAAACCUUAAAGUGCACAUGAGAACUCACACUGGAGAGAGGCCUUACACAUGCCAACAGUGUGGAAAAAGCUUCGUUCACAAAGGAAGCCUUAAUUCUCACAUGAGAAUUCACACUGGAGAGAAGCCAUUUAAAUGUGGUCAGUGUGGGAAGAGUUUCAGACAAAAAAUUCAAGUUGAUUCCCACAUGAGAGUUCACACUGGAGAGAAGCCGUUCAAAUGUGACCAGUGUGGGAAGAGUUUCAAACAAAAAAUGCAACUUUAUUCCCACAUGAAGAAAGAACACUCGGGAGAGAACGAUUUAAGUUGUAAAAUAAGCCUCAACACUUUUAUGAAACGUCGCACUGCAGAGAAGCAGUUCACCUGCAAACAGUGUGGGAAGAACUUCUCAUAUAAAGCACAACUUGAUUCCCACAUGAGACGUCACACUGGAGAGAAGCCUUUCACAUGUGAUCAGUGUGGGACUCGCUUCACGCACAAAGGAGGUCUUAAAAAUCACAUGACAAUUCACACUGGGGAGAAGCCAUUCACAUGUGAUCAGUGUGGAAAGAGUUUCAGACUUAAAUCAACCCUUGAUGCACACCUGAUAAGUCACAGUGAUGACACUCCUUACACCUGCAAACAGUGUGGGAAGAGCUUCGCAUAUGAAAAAACAUUUUUAGACCACAUGAGAAUUCACAAUCCUGAGAACCCAUACGUCUGCAAACAGUGUGGGAAGAGAUGCUCAAACAAAGCAAAUCUUAAGGCUCACAUGACAACUCACACAGGAGAGAAGCCAUUUGUGUGUCUUGAGUGUGGAAAAUGUUUUACACGGGAAACAACCCUUACUUUCCACAUGAGGCUUCACACAAGAGAAAACUGUUCUAUUUGUCAACAGUGUGGAAAGAUUUUCAGUCAGAAAAUAGCACUUGACAUUCACACAAGGCUUCACACCGGAGAGAAACCUUUCAAGUGUCUUCAGUGUAAGGAGAGUUUCACAUAUAAAAGAGACCUGAAACGUCACGUGGAAAACUCUUGCGGAAAGAAGUCGCAGUGCUCUGAGAGUGGAAAGAGGCUUCGAAAAAGGAGAAAUAUCAAAAAUGUUCAACACAUUCAAUCUGAAGAAAGACUAUUUAGUUGUGAUCAGUGUAAUAAAAAAUUUCUUUUGCCAUCACACUUACAGAUACACCAGAAAGGUCAUGCAGAUGUGAGACCACAUUUGUGUUCGUCGUGUGGAAAGAGAUUUAAGUGGCUCGGCGGUUUAAAAUGGCACCAGAAAAUUCGUAUCUGUGUGAAAGUAAGGCUACGGUCACGCCACAGCUGAAUGUGGCCCAAAUGUGAUUGUCCACCUUAAUGACCAUUUGCAGCCUUUACCUCUUUAUAAUUUUGACUUGUUUGGCUUUUUAUUUUUUCUUAUACAUAUAAACUCCUGUAGCUGCACCAUUUACUUUUCUUUAGUUCAGUUGUUCUUUUUUUUGUCCUUUGUGAAUAUGAAAUUCAUCUUUGAAACUUUUUUCACAGAUUUUUACAGUCAUAAACAAAUAUAUUACA
Molecule: messenger RNA, 3458 nt
Organism: Ctenopharyngodon idella (grass carp)
Lineage: Eukaryota; Metazoa; Chordata; Actinopteri; Cypriniformes; Xenocyprididae
Product: zinc finger protein 431-like
Exons: 6
Coding region: 796-3231 (811 amino acids)
Biological process (GO): regulation of transcription by RNA polymerase II
Molecular function (GO): DNA-binding transcription factor activity; RNA polymerase II cis-regulatory region sequence-specific DNA binding
Source: RefSeq, a predicted model, not a curated record